GUUAUCGUUCAGCGACAUAUCGCUCCAGAGCCGUUGCCAAUGCCAGUUAGCCAAAGUUAUUGCCGCUGACUUUGUUUGACUGCGCGCCAAUGUGUGUAUUUGUAUGUGCAUGUGUUUGUAUGAGUGUGUACUUUGUUGGUUUUCGCCGCUAUUAUCAUGCGCUAUGCUUUUGUUAUUGCUAUUGUUCGAUUGCCGAACGUCAGCGUGUUGUUAUCGCAAGCUUUUAUAGUUGUUGUUGUAUUUCGUAUACAUAUACAUAUAUAAAAAGAUAUAUACAUAUUUAUACCACCAAUAUUUGCGCCACAUAUACGCACAUAUAUACAUUUUUAACUAUUGGCAAAAUACCACUACCAAUUUAACAUUUGCUACAAACCAACACACACAUGGAGAGCAGUCAAUAUUUGUAUAUAACAUAUAUAUAUAUAUAUAUGUAUAAGUGUUUAUAUAUUUAUAUGCACUAUAUGCACACGCUCUUUCCUGUGAUUAAGCGUAGUCAUGUGUGCGCGAAAUUAUCAAGCGACUUUUUUCACUUACUUCAACUUCAAUUUCGUCUCCCUGUUUCUUCGCUGCGUGCAUGUGUGUGUGCGUGUUACUGCCGCAGUUGGUGCUGUCUAUUGUGUUUUAGUCUAACCACUUUUCGUCUAACGAAAUUUCAGUUAGCUCUCAGCUGUGCGCCGCGACGCUUGUCGAAAUUUUAUUUGCUGUGACGUGGAAUGUGGAGGUGAGGAAUUGAGCGAAAUAACACUAAAGCGAUAUUACACAAAGAAAAAUAAAUAAAUAAAAAAUAUUACAUAUAAAUAAAUAAUUUAAAAAAAAUUCAAAAUAUACAAGUAACAUAAAAAAAAUAUUAAAAAAAAAUAAAUAAAUAAAAAACUAAAAAAAAUUUUUUUUAAUAAAAAUAAACAGUUAUAAACAAAAGUGCAAGUGAAAAUACGCGAUUUUCAUAAAACUUUGUACAUUUUAACGGCAUUUUGUGCGUCAUUGUAACCAGCGGCAGCCGUCUGCGACCACACCAACGACUAAAUUUUAAAAAAAUUUCGCGCGUGGAACAACCGAACAUCAACACAAGCGGCUUGGCAAACAACAACGAACAUUUUUCAAAAACAAGCAGUUAUAACUGGAUAACAAAUAACUCGUUUAAUAACGAUACGAUCACAAGAAACCAAAAAUGUCUGACACACUGAGCCGAGUUAAACUGCAAUUGCGCCCAGUCAAUGGCAGCGUUCUCAACGGUAAUAGCGACGAUAAGUCACCAUCUUCACCGGCCGCAAAACUGCUGAUCAAUCACGGUAAACCGAACUACACCAUACAGCGUUCACCGAAGGCACAACAAAAUGGCGGCGCAAACCCGCUAAAUAGUGAAUUACAAAAUAACAACCGCAACAAUUACUAUCCAUACAAAAGCGCCGGUGUUCAGGGCACCACGGGCAUCUUCACCAAUGGCAAUGGCAUAAAAACGAAUGGCGCUACAAACAACAAUAAUAAUAACAACAGCAGCAGUAAUAGCAGUCAGAAUGGCGAUGAAUUGAUCAUACAGAGCACCAAAUUCAAUGGUGUCUUCAAGCCCGCCAACAUACAAAAGUUGGAGAGUAAUGAUGAUGUCGAUAGCCCAGUUGUGCUGAGGCGUGUACCAAAGCCGGAGGCAACACCUCCAGUGGCUGAGAAUGGCAAUGAUGAGAAUGUGCCUGAGUUUAUACUACGUCAGCGUCGCAUACAAGAGCGUUUGGCUAAGGAGAAUAUCUUGGACUUUGAAAAUCGUCGCAGUGGCUACUUUACGCACGUUGUCAUAUCGCCAUCUUCACCGAAUCGCCAGUCUUUGGUGGAGACUAUGUCCAGUCCACCGAUUGUGCCAUCUUUGGAGAUACCGCCGCCAGCCAAGGAGGCGAGAGAGGCAUCCAUAGCUGAGGAAAAUAAUGCUGAAGUAAGCGCUGCCACCAAUGAUGAGGCGCAAGCACAUGAAGAGAGCGUGACAGUGGCUACUAAUGAACAGGUUGAAGAAGAAGAAGUGGCCAAGGCAAUUGAAGAGGUUAACAAAGCGGUAGCUGGCGAAGUGGAUGACGACAGAUCCGAAGAAGUAGCAAUAGCAUAUACAGUUGCAGUGGAAGCUGAAAUUAAAGAGGACGCUCCAGAGCCAGCCGUUGCGGAGCACAAAGUAGAAGAACAGAAGAGUUUGGCCGUUGAGGAGCCCAAAGUUGAAGCAGUACAGGUUGAGGAACCAAAAGUCGAAGAAGUAGAAACACCUGUUGUAUCUGUAGUGGUAACGAGCGCACCUUUAAUUGAAUCAGAAGAGCCAAAGGCCAGUCAAUUGUCCGCUGAAGAAACAGUAAAACCGACAGCUGACUUAGCAGGCGAGCCACAAAAAGUAGACGAAGUAGCAGAAAAUGUCGAAACCGUUGUAGUAACAACAAACUCAGUUGAAAUUCCCAAAGAAAACGGAGAAGCUAUUGUAGCUGAAACACCAAAAACUAAUGGACACGUUGAGGAAGAUGUAAUUAUUUCACAUACAAAUGGCAUCGCUAACGGUAUAACUAACGGACACGCCACACCCAGUCUGCCUACACCCGAUCCAAGUGGUGCUUUGGGUGUUAACUACGAACCAAAGACAGUGGUUUCCUUCUCAAAGGACUUGGAUGCACCAAACAAUUAUCCUGAUACAGUAAAGGUCACGAAGACAGUUAAAGAAGAUGGCGAAAAUAAAACAACUUCGGAUGCAGCGAGCGAAGAGCUAAAGGAGUUGGCGAAAUUGAAGUUCGACAUUAAAGCCGAUGAUAACGAUGUACAAGUGACGCCUGUCUUGCGACUCGGGAUUUAAGCUGAAAGAGAGCAGUAAAUAAGCAAGCCGGGGGUUAUAUAACAUAGCUUGUAUAUACUAUUUAUGUUUGUCCGCACAAACAUAGCAUAAACGGGGGAACGUCACUUCGUAAAGGGGAAAAAUUGUUGCUUUAAAAUUGCCACAGUAGCCGAGAGUCUGUUGGGAUCAUGCUUAAAAGAAAUGUUGUUGGUAUUAGCAAAAAUUAUGAUUGCCAAGCGUGGGAUAAGUGCAUUAUAGCCAUAAGUGACGACAGUUUUAGCGCAUACUGUUCGUUAUUAAAUAAAAUUAUUCAUAUUAUUAUUCUAAUUAUUAUACAUUGUAAUGUUUAUUAAUUGUAACAUUAUAUAAUUUUGUUUUAUAUAUUUUAAGUCAAAAAAGUUGCCAAAUUCAUUUUAUUAUUGUACAAUAAAUUACAAAUAAAUACAUACACAAAUCGUUUAAGCAUUAACAGCGUUGGAACGAUUGAAAAUGGACUAUAUUUUUAUUUUUAAAUGGCAACUGUGGCAUACCUUACUACUGGUUGGAAUUGAAACUAAUGUGGAACAUUUGGAAAUGGAAUAUUAUUCUUGUUGAAUAAAAUUAGUGUAGUUUUGAUUGAUUGAGUAGACUAAAAAUAAUAGCAGGGUUGUUCAGAUAUAUUUUGCUAUAACGGUUAAAUUUAAAAUAUGGCUGGUAACGGUAACUUUGUAAACCUUAUGAAGAUAUUUUUAACACAUUAAAAUUAACUACAAAUGAAUAUUGCCCACAUUUAUAUUUUGAAACAGCUCGAAGUGAAAUAAGAACGCUUGGAAUUGAAACGUAUAGUUUAGCAAGUGUGACCGGGUUUUGAAUGCAUAUCUAUAAACUAGUAGUGCAGUUUUGACUUCAUAUUCACAGCAAAAAAUAAAAAUUAUUUUAUUUGAAAAGUAGUGCGUUUGAAACAAGAAUCAUAUGAAAAUGGAACGCUAUAAAAUUAAAAUUUGUUGCAAUAAAUUAAUCAAAAAAAAUUUUGUUACGUUUGUGUUUUUCGAAAAUAAAUAUUCAUCGGAACAAAUGAAAUUGAAACAUAAAUGAAACAUGCAAUAAAUAUUUAUAUAUAAAAAAAUAACGAGUUGUAAAUGUCAAAGCAUGUUCUUCAGAAAAUUAAAAAAAAUCUAAAGUAAGAACAGGAACGAGUGAUAUUGAAACAGUCAUGUUAAAGAAAGUAGACGAUCAUAAAGACGGUUUCAUACAUACAUAGGCCCACUCACUUUUAAGCAAUGUUAGAUAUGAUUGAAAUAUGUUAAUCUUUUUUUAAGCUGCAAAUUUUCUACAGAAGCAUUUAAUACAAGCAAUUAAUAGUUGAGGUACUUUUAUUAUAUCAUUUUUAUUUUUUUUCGACAAAGAUGUUAUAAACAAAAAUACUGCGGUUAUCUUUUUGUGGAAUAUCUGAAUACAGUUGGAACAAUAGAUAAGAUCGACGUUUUGUUAGUAUUUUUCACUCUGUCUCGUCGUGAGCGUAAGGAAAUGAUCCGAACACUCUUCGUUUGAGGCGAGUUGAUUUAGAUUUUUUCUACAAACGACUUGAGAAUGCGCACUUACCAUUUUACUUUUAUUGCUAAUGUAUGAAAUUUACAUAAUUUAACAUAUGUAUGUAGCAACACUUUUAGUAGGUCAGUUUCAUAUUCGAAACGUUCCUCAGCACUCAACUACAUACAAAAUUAUUCAGAGAAAAUUUUGCACAUUUGAACUUCCAGGUAAAUAAAAUGAUUAACAUUUAACAUGUUUUUAGUAGAAGUCAACGAUUCGUACGAAGUGGCACGUUCUGGAAUGAAACAGCAAAAUUUAGAGUUACAUGCGGAAAAUGUUAUUUAAUUCGAUUUUCUCUAAUUAAUACAAUUUUUCGGAUUUUUUUUUUUAAUGUUAAUUUUGUGUUCCUAUUUCAAUUCGUUCCUCCACUGUUAACAAAUAAGUACGCAUUUUAAUACACAUUAAUAUUUUAAAGACAAUUUUAAAUUGCUUCUUUAGUAAGUAUAGUGACUUCCAGAUUAGGAAUGUGCACAAGAAAAAUAAAAAACAGAAGUUUUUAAAA
Molecule: messenger RNA, 4862 nt
Organism: Bactrocera oleae (olive fruit fly)
Lineage: Eukaryota; Metazoa; Arthropoda; Insecta; Diptera; Tephritidae
Gene: hebe
Product: hebe
Source: RefSeq, a predicted model, not a curated record